CUAGCAACAACUAAAAUGGCGGCCUCGGAGACAGUUGACCCGAGCCUCGCGCAAGGUGCGCAAGUACCGCUACAAACAUUCACUAUCCCGCAGUUUCCGCCGGAAGCGCAAGAGCUCAAGGCUCUUACGUUGACCUCCGAUAUCAAGCUUGACGAAUACACCUCCCAGCUUGAGACAUUCACACCAAUACCGCCUCUCCCAAAAGGCAUUCAAAGCCUUUCAUUGGAGCUCUUCUCGCUUGGUUACCCGCCUGGUUUCCUCUCGGCGCUAUCGGAUGCCUUGCCAAAUAUCAAGAGUUUCGACGCCUACAGUCAAUUGUUAUGCGGUAUCUCUCCGGAAUCACAGGCAGAUGCUUUGUCCUUCUUCGAAAAGUCUCGCAACUUGCGAGCCAUACAACUGCUGGAUGUUUUUGCCCGACCGGGGUUCUUUGCUGCGGUUGGGGAGAAAUUAUCUGAAAGUGGAAGAGAAAAGAGCUUGAUGUUUUUGCAACUCAACUACACUUAUCGGCAUGAGGACCCGGAAUUCCUCAGUCGCAUUGCCUGCACAGAACUACCAAUGUUCAUUCUACCGAGCCUAGUAAUGUGCUCUUUCAACAUCGCUGCUCCUGACACAACCAAUGAUCCGGAGGACCCUUCCAACUUGACCGCUGAUGGCGAAGAGACAAAGAGAAAGGCUGAAGGCGUGAUGAUGUUCGAUGCCAGCUCAAGCAACGUCUUGGUGAGAGCAUUGUUGAAUGAUGAAACUGCACCUGUAGGGCUUAAGGUCUUGAACACUACGCUUUACACGCUAAGUUUGGGGGAUCUGAAAGAAGUACUAGGAAAACAUCGAGGGCUAUUAGUGAUCAAUGUUACUGUGGAAAUAGAACCUGAUGAGCGUUGCAAGGAAGAGAUGAUGGAGGCACUCGCGCAAUGCCCAGAGGUGGAACAUGUCGAGCUAGUGGGUAGUCCAACUCUGGAUUUUUCCAAGGCUACAAAAGAAGCCAGGCGCACAGCUUUUCCGUCAGCAGACGACAUGCAACAAUUCUCUCAAAGCUGUCCAAGCCUUCAGAGCUUCACCGCUAGUGUCUUGCGAACAACUGCCAUGGGCCAAGUCAAAUGGCUCAAGGAGAGCGAUGUAUGGCAUGGAGACCUAACUAUUUGCUAGUGAUCAAAUUUCACGACAGAACGAAGACAAGAGUAGAUAUGAUCAAUUAUUUUAAUAUAAAG
Messenger RNA from Aplosporella prunicola CBS 121167, 1205 nucleotides. RefSeq lists its product as uncharacterized. NCBI's taxonomy places the organism in Eukaryota, Fungi, Ascomycota, Dothideomycetes, Botryosphaeriales, Aplosporellaceae. The transcript has 2 exons. The record is from RefSeq and is a predicted model, not a curated record. Bases 16 to 1143 code for a protein of 375 amino acids.